GAUCUAUAACUUAACAUAGGACGACAUAGAUUUAUUCAACUUAUUGUAUUGAAACAUUUCCGAUAUGGAUCUUUUUGUAUUGCUGCUUAAUCUUCUUAUUGCAACAUUUAUAAAUCUAAACAUUAACAAGGUUGAAGGUUUAAAUUGCUUAGAAUGUUAUUCCUGCACUGGCAAAGAAAACAAAACAUGUUAUGUUGAAGACGGCUACUGUAUGUCCGCGAUAAUAAGAGUCACAGAAAAAGAUGAAUAUGGAGUGAUUAGACCCAAAGAUGAGAUAAACAUAAUGAGAACAUGUCAUCAAAAGACAGAAUCGUUUCCUAUUUUCUGCCAAGUGGGAGAUAAAGUGAAACAUUUGCAGAAUGUGAGAUGCUGCAAUGAUCAGGACUUUUGCAAUGCUAUUACACCAGAACUUGCUGCAGACCCCACCAAGAAAAAAGAUGUAGAUGAAGAAUCUUUACGCUGUACCCCUACAUUAGUUCUGGUCAUUGUUCUACCCACAACUUUCCUUAUGACAGCCUUAUUGGCUGGGAUCAUGCUGUAUCAUUAUUGUCACAAGCCUGGGCAUCCUCAUGCACUUCCACUGCAUCAAAACUCAGAUACUAAUUUGCUGGCUCAGCCUUCACCAUUGAAAGAUCUCUAUGACUGCUCACAAUCAGGGUCUGAGUCAGUCUAUUUGUGUGAUGGCAAUCUUGAUGAAAGAAAGAUGCUAAAGUAAUGCAGCUGCUCGACUCACUGCACUGCACAUUAGCACAACUAUAGCUUGUCUUGUUGAACAGGUGGAUGUAAAAAUCUAGAAUGCACCACCUCAAGUCUGCUUUUUUUUUUCUUGAUGUUUCUUCAUUAUUUCAUCAAAGUAACGCAGCUCUCAACUUGCUGGAGUUUAUUAAUACACAGUGACAUGGACAGAAACAAGGUUUGAAUGUUUGAAUUAACACUGGACAUUGUAAAUGUUAAAUAUUGUUCUUGGAAAUAUUUGGGCUGUCCUAUUUAACAUUGAAACAUGAUAUUACAAAAUGCACAAAAUCUAGAAAAUGUUUAAUUCUUUAACUUAUUUCUUUUUAAAGGUAAUUAAAAGUCAAGGGCGAUAAGUUUUAAAAAGUUUUCUUGACUUGUUGUCAAAUACAUCUAUAUGUCUCUGAAGCAUUUAUUGUAAGUGAUAAAUAUGGCAGAUACAUAAAAAAAUAAUUAGGUAAUAACAAUUAAAUGUUCGGUUGUGUAUAUAUUCCAUUGUUAUUUUGCUAAUGGAGGUUUGUAUUGGGCAAGAUAUCCUACAUGUGAAACCUAAAUAGGUUGUGAAAUAGCUCACAUGAGCUUGCAAAAAACUGAAAUUAAGUGAAUGUAAACUGUGUCAACACAUGAAAAAGAGAUACAUAAAUGUCUUUUGGAGACAUUGGAUUCAUGUUAUAGUUUUACUAUGUAGGAUUUGUCAGUAUGAAUGUAUGAUUGGCAUAAUCAGGAAGAAUACUUCUACGUUCAGACAUCUCUCCUAAAAUGAGGAAAUAACACUUGAUAUACUUGACACCAAUAAUGCAUUUAAUAUAUAUAUACAAUACAAUAUGUGACACACAAUAAUAUCCAAGUAUAAUCAAUAACAAUCCUUAAUAGAAAUAUGUUUGACAAAUAUAGUGGUAACUGGUACAAGUCUCUACUAACUCUUAAUAAUAUAUCUAUAGUGACUGCUUACAAUAACUGCCCUGGGUCAUGCAGUUUGUGGGCUAGACUUUCGUUCAGGCUUAUUGAUGGUCCUGGGUUCAAACCCUACCCGCUCCCAUCCCCCAUCAUCCUGUGGGAGGUUUGGACUAGGAAGUAAAUUCUCUUCAAUUCUGAAGGAACAUCUGAAACAUGGAAAACAUUUUACAUUCUUCUAACUGCCUAUAAUGACUUCAAUCUUUAAUGACUGCCCUCUUCUGACUGCUAUCAAGUAUCCGGAUAGCUUGAGGUUAAAAGUGUCUACUCUCAGAAACAUGAGUUGUAAAUUAAACUCAAAUAUCAAAAUAGGGUGUCCUACUGUAUGGAACCAACUUUGAGGUGGUGACACUUUGAAUUCAAAUGUUUGAAUUUUUUGUUCAGCAUUUUGCGUAAGUAUGUACUAACUUUUGGACUAAUUGGAGCAUUUUUACUAUUGACAUUUGUAUAUCUGCCUCUGUGCAUUUAGGUAAUGGUGAAGACCAUACAAGCACUCUUCUAAUACAUUGUAAUUGGUAACACUGAACAUUUCUGAAACUUCUUGAUCCCAAGUAAAGCAGGCCCAAUUUCUAUGAGAUCACAUAAGAAACUUUAGGUCAUGGGGAUCUGCGCUGUCAAACCACUUAGUACAUUUAUGACCUAAUAAUGGACUACUAAUCUUGAAAGAAUACCAGCUAAUCAAACUAACAUUUAGAUCUAGAUAGAUUAGUUUUAUCAUUUUUAUUUAUUUCAGUACCUUUGAUAAAAGUCCAGUAGGGAAUGGGCGCAUAGGUGACCUUAUCCCAUUGAUCGUAGGAAAGGCUUUUAUCCAAUGAGCAGGCAUGGACGGGGAGUUCUUCACCCCUUGUCCUGUCUGAGGGUUCCAACAGUGCAGCCAUGAACCGAAUAAGGGGACUGUACUGUAAAUAUGGCAUGCCACAACCCUGGAACGGGUCCUGCUCGCUGUAAACAGCAGAGCGCAGUGCAAAUCAUGGGGAAUUCACCUCAGAUUCCUAUACUGUAACCGCCACUGUUCAGUGCGGCGAACCCCACUCCUAUUGCUCUUAUUAUGAUGGCCCCCUUCAUGGAAUUGCACAGCAUAGUUUUUGCUUUGGGUUACUGGGAUAUUUGUUUCAUCCCCACCCCAAGUGAGAUUAAAAAAACAAAAGAUCACCCAAAUUAGCCCGAAAGAGGCCGUGUUGGCUUCCCGUUCUCAGCCUAUCUAGUUCCACUACUAGACAUUUCCAUGGAGGCCUCAUGAUGAGGAGACUGGGGCUGAAUUUCCAUUUUUCUAUACAUCUCUCCUUUUCCAACUUCAUACUUAUGACUACUUUUCAUACUUUUCAGCAUGACAUUAAGUUGUAAAAAAAGGAACAGACUACUGAGCAUGCAACAAAAUCAAAGAUUAAAAUUAACAACCAGGGAACCGAAUUAUGAUGGUCUGUCAUUUCAGCACGAACAAUUUCAUUCUUCUCAUAGAUAAAAUUACAUUGUGGAGGGGCGGCAAGGGGUACUCAGCAUUACAAAAAUUAUAAAAGGGGUACACAUAGGUCAAAAGUUUGUGAAACAAAUUCAAAUACAUGACUGAUCCAAACUAAUUGAUAAAACACUCUUUAUAUAAGCUUUGUUUUUUCAACAAAAGUAUUUUUUAUACUUUUCUUGUUUAAAAGGUACUCCUGUAAACUUUGUAAUUCCUUUUUGAUGAUAACUUGUACCAGUACCAGAAGGAAUCACCAAAAUUACUUUUGUGUUUUUUGAAAGUUAACAAUACUGAAAUAUUUUAUUGUUAAUUAUUAGAAAAAGAAACUUUUUGUUACAAAAGGCAUUUUGGCUUCAUUCAGUGUUGAUUUCCUUCAGUAGAGACUAUGCAACCCUAAUAAGGAAAACUUCCUAAACAGCUUGACAAGUUCUGUGUCAGAAAUGUUUUCUUUGUUUUACAGUGUUUUGUAACUAUUUAGUGUACACUUCAUUAAAUAGUUGAAAUGAAAUAUGUAUUAAUUUUUAAAACAUGUAUGUAUUUCUGUGUUGACUUGGUGGGUCUUUUAGAGUUGCAGACCACUUGUACUUUUUAGGUUUCAUUUGAAGAUCCCUACUGAAAUGGAAUUUAUUUUAGCACUAUACCUUUACCUUAUUUAAAUGUUGUUGACAAAUGUACACUUUUUAAAUGAAAAGAAAACUGAUUUUGUAUAUUCUUGUUAUAUCUUAAGCUUCCCGGGCAUGCUACCCUGCCUCAUAGUGGCGCCCAGGUGGAAACGAUCAUAGGAAGAAACGAUUAGGCUAAAGGGUAGCAAAACAAGACUCCCAUGGGGGGUGCCUAAGGGGGUGCAAGAGCAUCCUCAUUGCACUGUGCGGAGUUGUAAAAAAGCUCCCACAACCUUGUCACAAUCCAGGCGCCGUUCCUCAAGGGGCCGUUGGUGUGUCCUGCACGGUUAGCCUAGUAUAGAAAAGGAAAAUGGUAGGGGUCCCGGUGCACGCGGUCUCUGGCUGCGAGUCUGACACCCCAUCAGACAGAACAGUGUACACUGUUCUCAUUCAGGCCGGUCAAAGGGAGCUCUUGUUCACUUUUGCUGGCUUAGAGUUCCAAGAGCCGAAGGCUCAACUCUACCUGACAGUUUCAAGAAGAAGAAUAUCUUUUGCUGAUUUUACAAGUUUUGAGUUAUAAAAAAAAAUAUUGUAAAAUUUAGCGCAGUAUCUAUCAAAUAUGGUAACAACAGUUUUCUAGAAGCUACAUUUGUCUAAACUUCUUUGCAAAUGUAAGCAGGAUUAGAGAAAUAGAUGUAUUUAAACAGUUUAUGAGACCUUAAGAAAUUUUGAGACAUACUUCUUAGGAAAUGUAACAUUCAAAAUCUUUUUCAUUCAGAGGUCUGUCUAUUCAAAAUUGACCAGUUGAUAACUAGUUAAUUUUUUGUUUGACUUAAAUGAAAUAUUGUCUCUCACUGCUUCAUUGAAUUUGAAGAGACUACGUCCUCACAUGUUUAGGUGUUGUCCCAGUCAGGAUUUUUACUGACAAAAUAAUUACUUUAGUGUAAUAUAUUAUGUAAAUAUAUUUUAAUUAUUGACAUUUAAAAAAAAAUUAAAACUAAGAACCCUGUGAUUUUUUUCUUUACAUUAUUAAUAUUACUAAAAAAAUAUCAGAGGUUAAUGUACUCAGCCCUUCCAUUAACUAUGUAAAUUUUUGUGUGUUCAUAUUUUCUUGUAUAAUAUUUCUACUGGCAUGUGAAAUUAUGAUUAAAAUGUUCAUACGCUUUCCUA
Biomphalaria glabrata is the source of this 4917-nucleotide messenger RNA. RefSeq lists its product as uncharacterized. NCBI's taxonomy places the organism in Eukaryota, Metazoa, Mollusca, Gastropoda, Planorbidae. Bases 65 to 715 code for a protein of 216 amino acids. The transcript has 5 exons. The record is from RefSeq and is a predicted model, not a curated record.